CGUCCAUGAUUUUCAUCUCUUCCACAUCCCAUUCAUUCAUCCUUCAGGAAUCAAAGAAUAAUCGACGAGAAAGAGAGAAAACUAAGAGGAAAUAUCAAAGAAUUCGAUCGAUGGGUUGCGGGAAAUCGAAACACGAUGUGGUCACGGGGAACACGACGGCCCUCAAAAGAUCUUCGGAAGCCGAAUCUAACAAAGGCAAAGAGGACGAGAUCAUCACGAUGAAGCAACAAGAAAGCUGUCGGGAAACGAAGAACACAGACGAUCGGUCUGAAACGACGACGGAUAAUAAAGACAGCAGCAACAACGACAAUCCGAGCAAACCAGAUGGCUCGGAGAAGACAGAAUCACGUGAGGCGGACGCAAGCAAAGAGAUUGACGUCAAGAAACCAGACGAGCAAGAGAAAAUGGUAGAGAAGAAGAACGAGAAUGCUGAGGCCGUGGAAGAGCAAAAAGAGAAAACAGAUAUUGAAACACCUGAAGAAACUAUUGAUAAAAAGGAAGAUAACGCAGAGAUUUCGCCUCCUGCUGUUGAAUCUAAUAACGUCGAAACAAUCCCUGUAACAUCUGAAGUAGAAGCUGAAGAAACCUCAGUCACAACAGAAGUAGUAGCGGAAGAAACUUCUGUUGCAAGUAACAGCGAAACCCUAGCUUCAGAUGAUCAGGACAAAACAGAAGUUACAGAGGAGAAACAGAAUGAAACAACAACAACAAAAGAGGCUGAGACGGCUUGAAGACCCAUUUAUCAAACAGGAUAUGUGAUUAAACAAAAUAUUUCCUAUGUAUUUUCUCCUAAUUGCAACAAAUAUUUAGUAAUAUGUAAUUCUCAAAAAUAGUAUGGAAUAAUCAACUAUCUCUUUUCUA
Tarenaya hassleriana is the source of this 861-nucleotide messenger RNA. RefSeq names its product RNA-binding protein 25. The coding region runs from base 6 to 731 and encodes 241 amino acids. The record is from RefSeq and is a predicted model, not a curated record. Lineage: Eukaryota; Viridiplantae; Streptophyta; Magnoliopsida; Brassicales; Cleomaceae. The transcript has 3 exons.